UUUCCUCCCUCUCUCUAAAACUCUAAAAUAUCAAACCUCUGCGACUCCCUAAAACCCCGUCGUACUUCUCUCUCAAUAAAAGCUUGGGGUUUUUAUCUUAUUUGAAAUUCUUGAGCAAAACAAACCUUUAAUUCUUGUCCGAGCGCCAUUAUUUCUGCCCCUUUGCGAGCCCUAGGGUUUUUUAUUUCUAAGUAAGGGAAUAAAUGAAGGUUUCUCUAAGUCCAGGAGCCAUUGAUAAGGUCAACAAUGGAGAUUUGAAUCUGAAGCCUAUAGUUCAGGUACUCGAGGUGAACCCAAUCGGUUCGAACAAGGACCGUUACAGUACUCUUCUUUCUGAUGGCGUUCGAGCUCAAGAGGCCAUGCUUGCUUCCCAGCUUAAUCAACUGGUUAAAUCAGGAAGAUUAGUCAGAGGAGCUAUCGUUCAGUUGAUUGAUUAUAUAUGUAAUACAGUUCAGAAUCGGAGAAUUAUCAUUGUUCUGAACAUGGAAAUAAUAGUGUCUAACUCUGAGAUAAUCGGGGUUCCAAAACAGUUCACAGAUUUAGAUAUAGGACCUUCAAAUAGAGAUGCCCAUAAUGGAAGAAAUGGUUCAACACCAGUGGCGACAAAUACAAGUUCUCUCAAUCUUGCAAAUAAUACUUCAAACUGCAGUGUUGGUCAAAAGGCUAGUCCCUCAUCUGAUGUUUUUGGGCGACCAGCUAUUCAACCUCCCUAUCAGCCUCCUCCAGUAUACUCAAAUAAAGGCCCUAUAGCUAAGAAUGAAGCCCCACCAAGAAUAAUUCCCAUCUCAUCACUGAAUCCAUAUCAGGGAAGGUGGGCUAUUAAGGCUCGGGUCACUGCCAAGGCUGAUAUAAGGCGUUACAACAAUGCCAAGGGAGAUGGCAAAGUUUUCUCUUUUGAUCUUCUUGACUCAGAUGGUGGAGAGAUACGUGUAACUUGUUUCAAUGCUUUAGUGGAUCGGUUUUUUGAUCAGAUAGCGUUGGGUAAGGUGUACAUGAUAUCAAAGGGAAGCCUCAAACCUGCACAAAAGAACUUCAACCAUUUAAACAACAAUUGGGAAAUCUUUUUGGAAUCCAGUUCAAUAGUAGAGCCAUCUAUGGAUCAAGAUGACUCCAUACCAAAACAACAGUUCUCUUUUAAGUUGAUCAAUGAAAUCGAGGGCAUGGAGAGUGGCUCAAUGGCAGAUGUUAUAGGAGUUGUAAUAUCUGUUAAUCCUUCAGUUACUAUACUAAGAAAGAAUGGCAUGGAGACCCAAAAGAGGGUUCUUAAUCUUAAGGACACAUCAGGUCGGACUGUGGAGCUUACGCUCUGGGGUAGUCUUUGCAAUAAAGAAGGCCAAGAGUUACAUGAUAUGCUUGACUCUGGUGCUUCUCCAGUUUUAGCCAUUAAGGCCUCAAGGGUCAGUGAUUUUAGUGGUAAGUCUCUUGGUACAAUCUCCUCGACCCAACUAUUCAUAAAUCCCGACAUACCCGAGGCUCGAAGCCUAAGAGUCUGGUUCGAUUGUGAGGGCAAGAGGACCAUUUCUCAACCAAUAUCGCAAGAUUUUGUAUCAGCUGAUUGGGUUCGUAAAAAUGUGAGUGAUAUCAAGUAUGAACGACUUGGAUUUUCUGAUAAGCCCGAUUGGAUUGAUGUGAAGGCAAACGUCACAUUUAUAAAAACAGAUAGUUUUUGUUACACUGCUUGCCCUGUAAUUGUUGGAGAUAGGCAGUGCAAUAAGAAAAUCACAAGAUCAAGAGGCGGUUUAUGGCAUUGCGAGAGGUGCGAUCAAGAUUUAGAGGAUUGUGAUUAUAGGUAUCUUCUUCAGAUUCAGAUUCAAGACCACACUGGCUUGACUUGGGUUACUGCUUUUCAAGAAGCUGGAGAAGAAAUAAUGGGCUUUCCUGCAAAGGAGUUGUACUUUCUGAAGUAUGAAGAAGGGGAUGAACAAAGAUUUGGGGAAAUUAUUCGAAGCGUUGUCUUUAGCAGUUUCCUGUUCAAGCUCAAGGUUAAGGAAGAGAGAUAUAAUGAUGAGCAGCGCGUGAAGAUCACUGUUAUGAAGGUAGAGAAGCAGAAUUUCCCAUCAGAAAAUAAGUAUUUGAUUGAUAUGAUCAAGAAGCUCUCAGUUUGAGGACUCCAUGUCUGUCAAAUGAGCUUUAUACACAAAGGCAUUGGAUUUGAAAAUUUUCGGAAUAUGA
Amborella trichopoda is the source of this 2172-nucleotide messenger RNA. It is a transcript of the gene RPA1A, whose product is annotated as replication protein A 1A. Gene Ontology annotation, biological process: telomere maintenance via telomerase; meiotic cell cycle; double-strand break repair via homologous recombination. NCBI's taxonomy places the organism in Eukaryota, Viridiplantae, Streptophyta, Magnoliopsida, Amborellales, Amborellaceae. Gene Ontology annotation, molecular function: single-stranded telomeric DNA binding; damaged DNA binding. The record is from RefSeq and is a predicted model, not a curated record. Gene Ontology annotation, cellular component: nucleus; DNA replication factor A complex.